UCCCAAUAGCAGUUUCGACAAAGUCUUCGCGCUGAACGGUUCGUACCUUCCAUCGAUCGUUCGUUCGUUCCGUCUUGAACUCUGUUUUGUAGUGUUGUGGAUUUCCUGCUACGGUAUGCGGUCGCCAGUCAUAGAUUUCUAAACGAUUUGUGUGGUGCGAAAAAAGUCUUCGAAAAUUCGAAAAUUCCGCUGAAUUCAGAAAACAAAUACGAAAAUAUACAAAAAACGAAGUUGUUGUUGUUUUAUUUUUCUGUAUGUAAAUACAAAAAAUAUAAGCGCUUAAAAGAAGAUACGAAAACGCUUAGAUAAAGGAAGAAACGAGUUGUGAGCGUACGCAAAAGGAAAUAAAAAAAUUUAAAUAUUUUGUAAUUUUCUUGUUAUUGUUGCUGUCUUUAUUGUGGGCCCGCGAUUUUGUUGAUUUAAGUUUCUUUUGCUUUCGUUAUUUGUUUUUUGUUUCGUACGCUUUGUUUAAGCAAACAUUUUUUCGGCUUCAAGCUUCUGCAUAUGUGAGUUUCCGUGCGUUGCGGCGUCUACAAAUUGCGGUCAAAGUUGAUAUUUCGCCAUUUCGCAACAACGAUAACGCGAUACCUUCAACAAGAACUUACAUAUGUAAUUUACAACAACAUAUUGUAAGAUAUUGUAUUAGAAACGUGUAAAAAGAAUCGGCAGCAACGAUCUUCUUGGAUCCGGCGUUUGAAGUUCUCAGGCAAAGGCAGCAUAAAAGAACGCAGUAGAAAAACCAUCCUCGCCCUUGUUGUUGCAUUCCCCAACAAAAUCGCAAUAUUAUAUAGCUGCUUUCAAUUGUUGUUAUAAAAAGCCGCCAAAAUUGGUCGCCUAACGAAAACUUCGUUUGUGCUCAACGACUACAAGGACGACGACAUGGGUUUCAGUUCGCGCAUGGAUUGCUGCGGGCAAUUCGUCAAGUACAGCCUUUUCAUAUCGAAUUUGAUAAUAUUUAUCGGUGGCGCAACGGUUUUUACGCUCACCUUAUGGACACUCGUGGAUCGCAGUUUUAUGAAUGAGUUGUUGGGCACGAAUCUCUUCUCCGGCGCCGUUUAUGUCUUAUUGGUUACGUCUGUGGCGAUUUGUUUGCUCUCGUUUUUGGGUUGCGUGGGUGCGGGUAAAGAGGUCAAAUGUCUGCUAUUGACGUAUUUCAUAAUUGUGGCGCUGGUGUUUGUUACGAUGUUAAUCGGUGGCAUACUGGGCUAUGUCUUUAGGGAACGUGUACAGCAAACGAUGCGACAGGAAAUGCGCGCCACCAUGGCACUCUACGGAAGCCGUCGUGAUGUCACAUUGGCGUGGGAUCAAACCCAAGAACGUCUGCAGUGCUGUGGUGUGGACACCUGGCACGAUUGGAAUCGCUAUGGUCCCAUACCGGAGUCGUGCUGUCAAGAAUUGUUUGGCGGACAACGCAAAGACUGCAGCAUCUUCCCAACCAUAACAAAUCUCUAUAGUCAAGGCUGUCUGUAUGUGACGACGAAUUUCAUACGCGAUCAUGCGGCGCUAAUUGGUGGCACAGCCAUAGCGGUGGCCAUAUUAAUGAUAUUUGGUAUGAUAUUCUCAUGUCUGCUAUUUAAUAUGAUAGAAUAGCAAGGUGUAAUUUCGAAAAUUACGAAAAGUAGUGGAGGAAGUUGCAGAAUUAUUAGCAGAGCAAGCAAUUACAACUGAUUAGCAAUAUAAAAGCGCUUACACAUAUACACUAACACUCAUACAUAUUCAUAUAAAUAUGUCAAAAGAAACACAGAUAUAAACACAAAACAUAGAAACACACAUUAAAAACACGAAGUCAACAAACUAUAGCUGUCAAUUAAUAAACGAAAAACCGCAAAAAUUAUACUCAGUUACACUUAGAACCAAUUUUAUGGCUUUAACGCCUAAAAGUAUGCCACUAAUUUACGACAAACCGCUAGAAACCCAUGUUAUAUACGAAAAUUUCUACAUCGUCCACAUAUUAUCGCACAGUCCCAUUAAUUGUGAAAUUAUUUUAAGCAUUUUGAUUUUAAAUUUAAGUUUGUCCACAAAAAUUUGUUGCGUUACUAAUCGCUGCUGUAUCAAAAAAGUAUUAUUUUCGAAUUUGUAAGUGCAAAUCAAAUACAUAUAUGUAUACUUGUAUAAUAUCUGUCAUUGUUGUAAGACAUUGCAUUAAUUUUUAAAAUAUUCUAUGUAUAAAUAUACGCUCACCUUAAAGCAGCAUAAUAUAUGUACUUGUGCAGCUGGCGGCCUAAAGGUAUGCUACGCAAGCGGUGUGCUCACAAAAGUGUGCUUUGUUAUAAUUAAUGAAAAAAGAAAAUACUUUUAGAACGUUAAUUUUUCACGGCAGCCAGCUGCGCUUUACAAACUUCAUAUGUCUUUAGUUAUAUAUUUUUAGUUUUACUUAGUUUCAUUAUAAAAUAUUUUCGUUGAAAUUUUAAUGUGGUCCAAAAGGAGAAAGAAAAGCAAAAUUACUAGUUAAUAUUAGCACACUAAUAACAACAAACAAUGAAAAUGCAAUUCAUUCCGUUACAUUUAAUUUAAUAUUUAGCAUUUAAGUCUAUAUAAAAAAAAAAUACCUGAAUACCGUACUUAAGCAAUACUGUAUUAUAAGUGCUAGUAGAAAGCAAUUCAUUAUUUUUGCUUUAAAUUUAAAGUUUUAUUGCGAAAUAUUCGAUUUCUUUUUACCAGCGCUUAUAUUAUUCACAUUAUAUUAUAUAAGACUUUAAAUAUCAAAUAUUUUUUGUCGCGUUGCACAUAUCGUCCGUUAUUAUAACAUCUAUAUCAUACAAUAAUUAUAAAAAUCUACAACAUUUCUGUUCUGUAAUUAAAUCAUAUAACUGUUUUCUGCAUUGUAUAUAUAUGUAUUUAACUGUAAAUUAUAAUUACGUUAUAAAUAUGUGCAGCAAUAUCGAAGUUCGUUGGUAUAAAUACAAGUCAAAUAUAUUAUUGUUAAAUUACAUAACUACAA
Molecule: messenger RNA, 2941 nt
Organism: Zeugodacus cucurbitae (melon fly)
Lineage: Eukaryota; Metazoa; Arthropoda; Insecta; Diptera; Tephritidae
Product: CD151 antigen
Exons: 7
Coding region: 880-1590 (236 amino acids)
Cellular component (GO): membrane
Source: RefSeq, a predicted model, not a curated record